Molecule: messenger RNA, 1250 nt
Organism: Cokeromyces recurvatus
Lineage: Eukaryota; Fungi; Mucoromycota; Mucoromycetes; Mucorales; Mucoraceae
Exons: 7
Coding region: 118-1236 (372 amino acids)
Source: RefSeq, a predicted model, not a curated record
GCUUCGAAGUAUGCUGUAUUAUUUUUUUUUCUUUUUUAUUAUUUAGUUUUAUACAUUAGUCUUACUAUUUAAAUAAUAAUAUAAAGAUCAACACAUAUAUAGUACAACGUGUAUAUCAUGGGCACUUCAAUAGAUCCUCUAUAUUCAUCACAGCCUGAUCAUGCUGAACUUGCAGCUAAAGUGGUAUCGAUUUUUUCAAUAUCUUCACUUUCUUUACUCUUUGGAAUAAAGACGUUUAAUGUGCAUUUCAAGUAUUUGACAUAUUCACGAUGGCUGGUAAUAUGCUUAUAUUUACUUUCUUGGUCAUUUACAACCGCCAGUAUGCUUUUAGUCACUACAAACAAUAAUAACUAUGCUUCAUGUUUCCUUUCUAUUAUGGUAUGUGAUAUCUUUUAUUUCAGUACAAAGAUUGUUAUUUAUACAUGGUUAAUAGAAAAAAUAUACGUUGUAUCAUCUAUUCGUCAAACAAGAUGGAAAUCAAAUACUUAUCGAUUCCAUUUAUGCCUUUUAUUGCCAUAUAUUGCGAUUUUUGUAUUAAUGAUGAUUUUUCAUGUAGCAGAAAUUGAUGAAUCAGGAAUUUGCAUCAUUGGUCUUCAAUCGAUUGCUUCUCUUCCGCUUUUGAUCUACGAUUUUCUAAUCAAUUUUUAUAUGGCUUUAUUUUUCAUUCGACCCUUGAUAAAACUCGGGAAAAAUACGAAAUCUACUAACUGGCGUACUUCAAGACUAAAUGAAGUUGCAUUGCGUACAUUGAUUGCUUCAAUUGUUUGCUUAUUAGCCUCAUUUGCCAAUAUUUUUUCUCUUUUCAUGUUUCAAGGAAGAGAAAGAGGGCUUAUAUGUUUAACAUGCUGUACUGUAGAUGUUACUAUUAACGUCAUUACAGUUCAUUGGGUUACUUCGCAAGCUCCUGGUAAAAGAAGAAAAGAAAUAGGAGUAGAUUAUAAUACUCAUCAUUACCCAAGGGAUUCAAGUCCUGAUAAUUCAGACUACCAUCAAAAGCAAGAUCCGGAAUUUCUUUGCAAAAAUGAUAUUGAUAUGGAAAUAAUGGUAACACAGCAACAAGCAAAUGCCUAUAAUUAUACGAAGAAUGAUUUUCAAAUUGAUCAUUUAAGAAUUGUGUCUCCUUAUUCAUCUUCUAAAGUAAACAAGGAUGAUCAAGCCUCAUUAUCUGAAAGUAACUCUUGUAAUUUCUCUAUUCAUGAGUCUCAAAUUAGUCGAAAAUCAUUAACAACACAAUAAAAAGACGAUAAAUC